GCUAACUUUUCAACCAUAAAUAUAAGAGCAGAAGAAAUAGCAUUAAGUAUAAACAUACGAUAUUCUGGUUUGCUAAUUGUGCGUAGUAGAAAACAAGUGAAGAAACAUGAGUAGGCUGAAUGUGGCCUUGUUCAUCAUAUUGGCUAUUAUGGCUAUGAACAGCCCUUGUGUUAAUGCAAGACCAAAAACUUACGUGCACAUUAUUAAUGGCUUGGUUGCCAAGUACGUCUUGAACAUCCACUGCUACUCCAGAGAUGACGAUUUAGGGCAUCAUACACUUCCAGUCUCAGGCCAUUUGGACUGGAGUUUUGGAACAAGCAUAUUCGGGAAUACAGUGUUCAAGUGUGACAUGAACUGGGCAGGUGGCCAUGGUGUCUUCAAAGUCUUUUGGGAGGAUGAACAGCUUCAACGUAAAUGCCAUUUCAACAAUUGUAUUUGGCUGGCUGCGAUUGAUGGUUUAUACGUAAAGGAUCUUCGCAUAAACAGAUUUGUAUUUAUGUAUCCAUGGCAGAAGUAUUUAAUUAAGCUACCAAAGUAAAGCUUAAUUACCAAAUGGUUUUAGCCCAAAACAUAUCUUAUUUUAAUAAAGUUCUCUAUAAUCCAUCCUACA
This is a messenger RNA of Ricinus communis (castor bean), 610 nucleotides long. Its product is annotated as S-protein homolog 1. The coding region runs from base 107 to 538 and encodes 143 amino acids. The transcript has a single exon. Lineage: Eukaryota; Viridiplantae; Streptophyta; Magnoliopsida; Malpighiales; Euphorbiaceae. The record is from RefSeq and is a predicted model, not a curated record.